AUGAUUAGGAGGAGAGUUAAUGCAACUUACGUACAAGAAACUAAGUGGACUGAUGAGAAAGUUAGGGAAAUUGAAGAUACCGGUUUUAAACUGUAUUACAAUGGUAAGGAUAGACGUAGGAAUGAGGUAGGAAUCUUAAUUGCCAAGGGUUUUGUGGAGAAUGUAGUGGCGGACAUUAGGAAAGGGGAUAUGAUUAUGUUAGUUAAACUAGUUGUUGGAAGGAAUAUAGUGAACGUUAUUAGUGCAUACGCCCCUCAAGUAGAAUUAGAUUAUCAAACUAAGAGGGAUUUUUUGGAGCAAAUGGAUGAGAUCUUACAGGAGAUUCCCGUAGAAGAGAACCUGAUUAAAAGUGGAGAUUUUAAUGGUCAUGUAGGCAUUGAUAAACUAGGCUAUGAAAUGGUGCAUGGUGGAUACGAUUUUGGUAACAGAAAUGAAGCUGGAGAGAGUAUCUUAGAUUUUGCGUUGACUUCUAACCUGACAAUAUAG
Camellia sinensis is the source of this 486-nucleotide messenger RNA. The record is from RefSeq and is a predicted model, not a curated record. Lineage: Eukaryota; Viridiplantae; Streptophyta; Magnoliopsida; Ericales; Theaceae.